Aspergillus affinis is the source of this 1746-nucleotide messenger RNA. RefSeq lists its product as uncharacterized. Lineage: Eukaryota; Fungi; Ascomycota; Eurotiomycetes; Eurotiales; Aspergillaceae. The record is from RefSeq and is a predicted model, not a curated record. The transcript is spliced from 4 exons. The coding region runs from base 1 to 1746 and encodes 581 amino acids.
AUGUCCAUUCUUGAUGGUACAGAGGGCAAGACGGCAGGUGCUGGGAAUGGGAAUGAAGCCGAAUCGACCAAUACAUCCACAGCCGCCUUCCAUGUUGGCUCUCCGGCGAAUGAUACCCGGUCCGAAUUAAAGAAAUUAGGAUUUCCGCGAUUCAAUGGCCAAUCGGUUCCCAAAUCAGAUGCGAUGUCGUCCGUGGAUUCCGAUAUGACAAUGAUGAAACUGCCUUUGGCGCAAUUAGCUACUAGAGGAACGAAGAAAUCCUCCUCCAGCCCGAUAUCACCUCCCCCACUGUCUACUGCCAUUAAGCCCGCGCAGGAUUUGUCUGAGCGCGGGACCCCUCGAGCGCAGACAAUGCAAGACUUUGAAGAUAUCGACAGUUCUUCACAUUCAAACAACCUCGAGGAUAUACCAGAAGGAACCGAUGCUCUUAAUAGGAUCAGCGUUGAAGUUGGUACAACAUCCCACGGGCUAAACUGGGAUGUGAAGCACGUCUCGGAUGGUCAAGCUGAAAUCAGAUCCUUGAAAGCAGCGCUUACUGAGUGUUGGUCACUUUGUAACACACUGGCCAGUCUGAGCUAUAUUCACCAGCAUCGGCUGAACUGUAAAGACGAUGUGCACGAAGAGGCAUGGAAAUCCUGCUGGACACUCUGUCGGGAAUUAUAUAAUUCCCAAUGCAAUGACCAUGGAUGUCGGGUAAACUCAACACUUGAUACCUGUCGAAGCUUCUGUCAAACAUUGUUCGAUGCUAGAGAUUGCGACGAUGAAUUGGCAGACUCGGUCCUUCGCGUCAGCUUCGAGCUCAACAACCAUCUAUAUAACACACAUGAUCGAAAUUUGCCAGACGCUUUUAGAGAAAGGACUCUAGACUUUUACAUUACCUUAUGUCAUCGUCUUAUGAAGCAAAGAACUGGAACCAAUGACUCCGAUUCUCUACUAAGCGCCUGCUGGUCACUCGCGGAGAUGCUGUUCAGUAUACGACAGGCUCAGAAAGGGGGGAGGGUGUUAGAUGAGGAGUUACUUGGCUCUGCUGUACAAGCCUGUUGGGAUCUUUGUGAUAUCUACCGAGAAGGCUGGUCUCGACGAGGCCUGCGUAAUUCUGAUCGCGGCACGCCCCGGCCAAGCCAGACGACAUAUCCCCAGAUUGUUCGGACUAGGGAAAAGGGACCUUCUAAGGCUCAUCUCAAUGAUAAGGCCUCACAACAAGGGAAUCCCGAAACACCUACAACCAUCUUCGAGGAUACUGCCGCAGCUUCUCCUGAUGAGGCGCCACUUCAAAACAUAUUUGUUUUAGGACAAGGCCUAGCAGCGUGGCGAUCGAACUCUUCAAGCAUUUCCGAACAAUCCCAAUCCUCUGAGCAUUCAACGAAUACAAUAAAGACUUCCUCCAACGAUCUUAGCCUAGGAAGCCUUAGGAUACUGAUGGCAAAGGCUGCAAUCAACUGCGGAUAUUUGCGUGACGGUCCGCAGAGCCUGCCUUCAUUCAUCAAAUCACUUUCUUCAGACGCGUUUGGGUCAAUGUCUUGGCAAUUGUCUCUACUUAAAAAUUACAAGAGGACCGUUGCAAUUGAUCCUUGUUUUCGAGAGAUAGGGCUUCAAGCCCGUGCCAGUGCUACCGAGAUAGCAAACGCCGCACAAUUAGCAAUGCAGGCAGGACGAUUUCCUUGGCUUGGGGAUCUUUACCGCUUUGUAUUUGGUUUUCAUUUAGAUGAGGCAAUCGGCCAUAAAGACAUCAUGCUUGAAGUCUAG